Cariama cristata (Red-legged seriema) is the source of this 959-nucleotide messenger RNA. Its product is annotated as paraspeckle component 1-like. Gene Ontology annotation, cellular component: nucleus. The transcript is spliced from 7 exons. The annotation marks the transcript as partial. NCBI's taxonomy places the organism in Eukaryota, Metazoa, Chordata, Aves, Cariamiformes, Cariamidae. Gene Ontology annotation, molecular function: RNA binding. Gene Ontology annotation, biological process: regulation of DNA-templated transcription. The record is from RefSeq and is a predicted model, not a curated record.
AAAGAAGGUGGAGAUGAAGAGCAGGAGGUUGGGUUCACCAUCGAUAUCAAAAGCUUUCUCAAACCUGGCGAGAAGAGCUACACGCAGCGCUGCCGGCUGUUCGUGGGGAAUCUGCCUACUGAUAUCACCGAGGAAGAUUUCAAGCGCCUCUUCGAGCGCUACGGGGAGCCUAGCGAGGUCUUCAUCAAUCGGGACCGUGGCUUUGGCUUCAUUCGCCUGGAAUCUAGGACACUGGCUGAAAUAGCAAAGGCAGAACUUGAUGGUACUAUUUUGAAGAGCAGACCACUUCGAAUUCGAUUUGCUACACAUGGAGCUGCCCUCACAGUCAAGAAUCUUUCACCUGUGGUUUCUAAUGAGCUGCUGGAACAAGCAUUCUCUCAAUUUGGGCCAGUGGAAAGAGCUGUUGUUGUAGUAGAUGAUCGUGGCAGAGCUACAGGAAAAGGUUUCGUAGAGUUUGCAGCAAAACCUCCAGCACGGAAAGCUCUAGAAAGAUGCAGUGAUGGGGCAUUCUUGCUAACAACAACACCUCGACCUGUUGUUGUAGAACCAAUGGAGCAAUUUGAUGAUGAAGAUGGGCUCCCAGAGAAGCUAAUGCAAAAAACACAACAGUAUCACAAGUAAGUACCUCCACGUUUUGCUCAGCCUGGAACAUUUGAGUUUGAGUAUGCUUCACGGUGGAAGGCUCUUGAUGAGAUGGAAAAGCAACAGCGUGAACAGGUUGACAGGAACAUUAGAGAAGCCAAAGAGAAACUAGAGGCAGAAAUGGAAGCAGCUAGACAUGAGCAUCAGCUAAUGCUGAUGAGGCAAGAAUGUAUCCAGCUGUUGCAUGUACUUGGCAGCAAGAUUGAGUCAGAAGUAAUUUGUAAAGCAGAAUACGUGUUUCCACGUCCCGAACCUGUAGAUCUGUAUUUUCGUCUGGCUCGUAAGGCUUUGUGCCAAGAUUCUGCCAUUGUCAAAUG